UUUGUUCAUGUAGAUUGGCAAAAUAUUCAAAUGGGUCCUGCUACUUCUCUUCAAGUGGCUCCUGUUGUUCCGGCUAUCACAAUAAACUCAUCUCAAUCUAGUUCUACUUCGAUAAACUCAAGUGUGAAUGCCAGUAACUACGGUGUCCAAGGUAGAGGUAGGGGAAAUCCUACUGCUAUGCCAAGAGGUGAUAGUGUUCCUAGAUCGAGAGGUCGAGGCACUUCUUUGCCGAGAGGUCGAGGAACUUCUUUGCCGAGAGGUCGAGGAACUUCUAUGACGAGGGGUCGAGGCUCUUCUCUGCCCAGAAGUCAGACAAGACUCUAGAACUCCUACAAGCAAUGCUCAACUCGUUUGAUAAAAAUAUUUUUGCUGCUAACUAUAUGUAAUUUUAAAUCAUUGAAUUUCUAUAUUACUAUGUUGUAUGUUUUAUUUAGAAUUGAAAUUGUGCUGCCA
Messenger RNA from Cuscuta europaea, 453 nucleotides. The record is from the annotation of a GenBank genome assembly. Lineage: Eukaryota; Viridiplantae; Streptophyta; Magnoliopsida; Solanales; Convolvulaceae.